This is a messenger RNA of Penicillium salamii, 1413 nucleotides long. NCBI's taxonomy places the organism in Eukaryota, Fungi, Ascomycota, Eurotiomycetes, Eurotiales, Aspergillaceae. The record is from the annotation of a GenBank genome assembly.
AUGGCUCGUUUCGAUGAGGCUGAGCUGAACGUUGACCCCCAGCAGGCUCGUUCUGGCUCCGGCAUCGCCAUUCCCUCUGGUCAGGAUGGCAACACCAUUGAGGUUCCCGCCACCCGCAGCGCCAUCAGUGAUGCCGCUUCCUUCAUGCACAACCUGAGCUUGGCUCCUUCCAUGAAGGACCGCCGCAACUCUCGCAACUCCUUCGGAACUUCUCUCCCCAUCCCCCGCUCUCCUCGUCUGUCCCGUCUCUCAUCUGUCCAGCGUGGUAGCGGAGUUCCCUCCGUCUCCCGUGACAUCCUGGCCUCCCAGGUCCAGGAUAUCAACAAGGAGAAGACCGCCAAGGCCAAGAACAUGGCCUUCGCUUUCGACAUUGACGGUGUGCUGGCACACGGUAACCACGCCAUUGAGGAGGCCAAGAUUGCCCUCAAGAUCCUCAACGGUGACAACGAGUUGGGCAUCCGCAUCCCCCACAUUCUCCUGACCAACGGUGGUGGUAAGACUGAGGAGGCCCGCUGUGCUCAGCUCUCCGAGAUCCUUGAGCAGCCUAUCUCCACCGACCAGUUCAUCCAGUCCCACACUCCCAUGCAGGCCCUGUCCGAGUACUACGAGACUGUCCUUGUUCUCGGUGGUGACGGCUUCAAGAUCCGUGAGGUUGCCGAGAACUACGGCUUCAAGGAUGUUGUCCACCCCAAGGAUCUCCUCGCCUGGGACCCUACCAUCUCUCCCUGGGCUACCCUCACCGAGGAGGAGAAGGCCGAGGCCCGCCCCCGUGACUUCACCAAGACCAAGUUCGACGCCAUCAUGGUUUUCGCCGACUCCCGUGACUACCAGACCGAUAUGCAGGUCAUCAUGGAUCUGCUCCUUGCCGAGGACGGCAAGAUCUACACCAAGGCCGAGGACCCCGUUGCUACCCGUAUCCCCAUCUACUUCUCCCAGGGUGAUCUUCUCAUGCCCACUGAGCACAAGGGUCUCCCCCGUCUCACCCAGGGUGCCUUCCGUAUCUCCAUUGAGGCUCAGUACAAGACUCUCACCGGUGUUGAUCUCGAGCGUGUUGUCUACGGUAAGCCCGAGCGUGCUACCUACACCUACGCCGAUGAGGUCAUGAAGUCCUGGAUGGAGGAGCUCCACGGCGUGGCCCGUCUUCCCGACAACAUCUACAUGGUCGGUGACAACCCCGCCUCCGACAUCAUCGGUGGUAACAUGUACGGCUGGAACACCUGUCUUGUCCGCACUGGUGUCUUCCAGGGUGGUGAGAACGACCUCAACUCCCCCGCCAACUUCGGUGUCUUCCCCCACGUCCUCGAGGCCGUCAAGGCCGCUCUCGCCAAGGAGCUCGGCGAGGACUUCAAGCUCAAGUGGAACCCCAAGGUCAACCCCGUCCUCCACGGCGACGGUGCCUCCGCCAUUGAGUAA